AUGAGACUAGAUUUUAUUCAAAGGAAGAUAAGAUGAACUCUCAAUUCCAUUGGCUGAACUCUCAAUCCCAUUGGCCACACCAAUGGGGGAAAUUGGCUGAGAUCAGAAUUUGACUCAAAAUACUGUAGAUGGGCACAUGCCUCAGGACAUCCUGAGGCUGUGUCACAGGCACAAAAUUAAAAAUAAAAAAAUACUGUGGACAUUAUACAUUUUCAUACUGAAAAAUGAAGCCUUUAUGAAAGAAGGCUAGUCAUCAGGUUGAGUCUGCACCCUCCAUUCUCCCCUUCUCCUCUUCUUUUACUGGGAAGUGUCUGACUCUCUAACAACCUGGCAACAUUGAAAGCUUUGUCCACAAAGCUCAGAAACCUCAUUAGCCUUGUUUUUGGAGCAGGAAGGAAGAGGUAGAUUUUGGUGGUGAAAAUGUGUUGCAAAAGUUUAGUUUCACUGGCUACGAUAUUGAUGAGAGAAUGGCUCAGACCCUUUGAACUGAAUGAAAUGGAAAAUGAUGAGUAAGGUAAUGUUUCCUGUCAUAAAUCAAGAUAAAGAAAACAGAUAAUUAUAAAGUUCAUCAUUUCUGAAAAAAAUAAUGCAUGCCAGCUCUGUUCUAUGUCACCCAAAGGACUCUCUGCCUUACCUUUAGGACAGCUUAUGGGAACACCUUCAUCCCAUGCCUACUAACCCCAAGCUGGUGGUAGAAAAGAUUGCUCUUAUUUUAGAAAGAGCUUCUCUAUGCUGCAGAGAAGAAUGUCUUACUCUUUUCUCAGGGAAUCUGCCACCUCCACAUAUCUACCAUGAUAAUUAUAACAAAAGAGAUAAGGAAGUGUCCUACAGAUAUAAGCCUGGCUACACUCUCAUUGGAACUAACUCUGUGCAGCGUAUGUCCUUGGAAACCUGGAACCAUGUAGCACUAAAAUGUGCAGGUGCCCAAAGUUCUACUCCAUCUAAAGAAAACUCAACAGUUCCCUGCUUACGUAUCAACCUUGUCUCUUUUUUUCAAGUGAAAUCAUGGGAUGCCACUCCAAAACCAACUUCUCAAUGGUUAUGUAGCUCCUACUCCUAAUCUUUAACAUGGGACAGAGGUUUCCUUUGUGAUGAGAGGAAUUUCUUGUGGCUCUCCUCCUCCUAUCCUAAAUGGCCGGACUAGUGAUUAUUCUACCCCCAUCACUCUUGGUACUGUGAUAAGGUACAUAUGUUCAAAUGGCUUCCGCCUCAUUGGAGAAAAAAAUAUAAUUUGCAUAACUAAAGACAAAGUGGUUGGAAUCUGGGAUAAACCUGCUCCUAAAUGUGAAUAUUUCAAUAAAUAUUCUACUUGCCCUGAGCCCAUAGUACCAGGAGGAUACAAAACUAGAGGCUCUGUACCACCCUACAUACAUGGUGAUUUUGUGACAUUUGCCUGUAAAACCAACUUCUCCAUGAACGGAAACAAGUCUGUUUGGUGUCAAGCAAAUAAUAGGUGGGGACCGACACGACUACCAACCUGUGAAAGUGUUUUCCCUCUGGAGUGUCCAGCACUUCCUAUGAUCCACAAUGGACAUCACACAAGCGAGAAUGUCAGCUCCAUUGCUCCAGGAUUAUCUGUGACUUACAGCUGUGAAUCUGGUUACUUGCUUGUUGGAGAAAAGAUCAUUAACUGUUUGUCUUCGGGAAAAUGGAGUGCUGUCCCCCCAACAUGUGAAGAGGCACGCUGUAAACCUCUAGGACGAUUUCCCAAUGGGAAGGUAAAGGAGCCUCCAAUUCUCCAAGUUGGUGUAACUGCAAACUUUUUCUGUGAUGAAGGGUAUCAACUGCAAGGCCCAUCUUCUAGUCGGUGUGUAAUUGCUGGACAAGGAGUUGCUUGGACAAAAAUGCCAGUAUGUAAAGAAAUUUUUUGCCCAUCACCUCCCCCUAUUCUCAAUGGAAGACAUACAGGCAACUCACUAGCAAAUGUCUCAUAUGGAAGCAUAGUCACUUACACUUGUGACCCGGACCCAGAGGAAGGAGUGAACUUCAUCCUUAUUGGAGAGAACACUCUCCGUUGUACAGUUGAUAGUCAGAAGACUGGGACCUGGAGUGGUCCUGCCCCACGCUGUGAACUUUCUACUUCUGCGGUUCAGUGUCCACGUCCCCAGAUCCUAAGAGGCCGAAUAGUAUCUGGGCAGAAAGAUCGAUAUACCUAUAACGACACUGUGAUAUUUGCUUGCAUGUUUGGCUUCACUUUGAAGGGCAGCAAGCAAAUCCGAUGCAAUGCCCAAGGCACGUGGGAGCCAUCUGCACCAGUCUGUGAAAAGGAAUGCCAGGCCCCUCCUAACAUCCUCAAUGGGCAAAAAGAAGAUAGACACAUGGUCCGCUUUAACCCUGGAACAUCUAUAAAAUAUAGCUGUAACCCUGGCUAUGUGCUGGUCGGAGAAGAAUCCAUACAGUGUACCUCUGAGGGGGUAUGGACACCCCCUGUACCCCAAUGCAAAGUGGCAGGGUGUGAAGCUACAGGGAAACAACUCUUGACAAAACCCCAGCACCAAUUUAUUAGACCACAUGUUAACUCUUCUUGCGAUGAAGGGUACAAGUUAAGUGGGAGCGUUUAUCAGGAGUGUCAAGGUACAACUCCUUGGUUUAUGGAGAUUCGUCUUUGUAAAGAAAUCACCUGCCCACCACCCCCUGUUAUCUACAAUGGAGCACACACCGGGAGUUCCUUAGAAGAUUUUCCGUAUGGAACCACGGUCACUUACACAUGUAACCCCGGGCCAGAAAGAGAAGUGGAAUUCAGCCUCAUUGGAGAGAGCACCAUCCGUUGUACAAGCAACGAUCAAGAAAGAGGCACCUGGAGUGGCCCGGCUCCCCUAUGUGAACUUUCCCUCCUUGCUGUCCAAUGCUCACAUGUCCAUGUUGCAAAUGGAUAUAAGAUAUCUGGCAAGGAAGCCCCAUAUUUCUACAAUGACACUGUGACAUUCAAGUGUUUUAAUGGAUUUACUUUGAAGGGCAGUAGUCAGAUUCGUUGCAAAGCUAAUAACACCUGGGAUCCUGAAAUACCAGUUUGUGAAAAAGAAACAUGCCAGCCUGUGAGAGAGGAUCUUCAAGAACUUCCAGUUGGUUCACGUUUGGAGCUAGUUAAUACAUCCUGCCAAGAUGGGUACUGGUUGACUGGACAUACUUACCACAAGUGUCAAGAUGAUGAAAAUGGAAUUUGGUUCAAAAAGAUUCCACUUUGUAAAGUUAUUCACUGUCACCCUCCACCAGUGAUUGUCAAUGGGAAGCACACAGGCAUGAUGGCAGAAAACUUUCUAUAUGGAAAUGAAGUCUCUUAUGAAUGUGACCAAGGAUUCUAUCUCCUGGGAGAGAAAAAAUUGCAGUGCAGAAGUGAUUCUAAAGGACAUGGAUUUUGGAGUGGGCCUUCCCCACAGUGCUUACAAUCUCCUCCUGUGACUAGCUGCCCUAACCCAGAAGUCAAACACGGGUACAAGCUGAAUAAAACGCUUUCUGCAUAUUCCCACGAUGACAUAGUGUAUGUUGACUGCCAUCCCGGCUUCAUCAUGAACGGUAGUCGCAUGAUUAGGUGUCAUACUGAUAACACAUGGGUGCCAGGUGUGCCAACUUGUAUCAAAAAAGCCUUCGUAGGGUGUCAGCCUCCGCCUAAGACCCCCAACGGGAACCAUACUGGUGGAAACAUAGCUCGGUUUUCCCCUGGAAUGUCAAUCCUGUACAGCUGUGACCAAGGCUACCUGCUGGUGGGAGAGGCACUCCUUCUUUGCACACAUGAGGGAACCUGGAACCGACCUGCCCCUCAUUGUAAAGAGGUAAACUGUAGCUCACCAGCAGAUAUGGAUGGAAUCCAGAAGGGGCUGGAACCGAGGAAAAUGUAUCAGUAUGGAGCUGUUGUAACUCUGGAGUGUGAAGAUGGAUAUAUGCUGGAAGGCAGUUCCCAGAGCCAGUGUCAGGCAGAUCACCAAUGGAACCCUCCCCUGGCGGUUUGCAGAUCCCGUUCACUUGCUCCUGUCCUUUCUGGUAUUGCUGCAGGUUUGAUACUUCUUAUCUUCUUGAUUGUUGUUACCUUAUGCAUGAUAUCAAAACACAGAGAACGCAAUUAUUAUACAAAUACAAGCCAGAAAGAAGCUUUUCGUUUAGAAGCACGAGAAGUAUAUUCUAUUGAUCCAUACAACCCAGCAAGUUGAUCAGAAGACAAACUGGUGUGUGCCUUGUUGCUUGGAAUUCAACGGAACAUUGAUUAGAAAGAAACUGCUCUAACAUCAGCAAGUCUCUUUAUAUGGUCUCAAGACCAAGGAAAUUAUGUCGUAAGCAAUCACUUCCUAUGUGCACUUAUUCUCAAGAAGAACAUCUUUAUGGUGAAGAUGGGAGCCCAGUUUCACUGCCAUGUAUUCUUCAAGGACUUUCUGAAGCCUCACUUGUGAGAUGCCUGAAGCCAGGCCAUGGCUAUAAACAAUUACAUGGCUCUAAAAGUUUCACCCUUUUUAAGGAAGGCACUAAAAAGAGCUGUCCUGGUAUCUAGACCCAUCUUCUUUUUGUAAGCAGCAUACUAGUGUUGCUAUGUGCUUUUGGUUGUAAUGUGGUUUUAAUUAUACAAAUAAAGUAUGAAGCAUUUUCUGGGGUUAUGAUGGCCAUACAUUUAUUAGGAAGAAUGGUUUUAUUUUGAUAGUAGCUUCCUUCUCUAGUGUUGUUAAUCAUUUCAUUUUUACCCUCACUUAGUUUGAGUUUUUCUCACAUUACUGUAUAUACUUUGCCUUUCCAUAAUCACUCAGUGAUUCCAAUUUGCACAAGUUUUUUUAAAUUAUGGGAAUCAAGUUUUAAUCCUAGAGAUUUGGUAUACAGUUCAAGCUUUGGAUGUUUCCUUAGCAGUUUUGUGAUAAGCUCUAGUUGCUUGUAAAAUUUCACUUAAUAAUGUGUACAUUAGCCAUUCAAUAAAUUGUAAUUGUAAAGAAAACAUACAA
Messenger RNA from Cercocebus atys (sooty mangabey), 4919 nucleotides. RefSeq names its product complement component (3d/Epstein Barr virus) receptor 2 (gene CR2). NCBI's taxonomy places the organism in Eukaryota, Metazoa, Chordata, Mammalia, Primates, Cercopithecidae. The record is from RefSeq and is a predicted model, not a curated record. Gene Ontology annotation, biological process: negative regulation of complement activation, classical pathway. The coding region runs from base 1092 to 4145 and encodes 1017 amino acids. The transcript is spliced from 19 exons.